CAAAGCUUCAUCUAUACCUGUUCCCAUAUUUCUAAAAUGUAAUAACAAGAUAAACCUGGCCAUCUAUACAAAUGCUCUGAGGGCUGAGAUAACAUGCAAAUACAGCCUUACAUAUCAAUGCGUGAAAGCUGGAUAGACCACACAGUUCAGAAAGGGAAGUGCACUCUGCAAAACUAACUUGCACACUCACUGUCCAGUCACAGCAUCUUCGGGGUCACUGCCAGGCACAUCAACUCUUUUCAAUAAAAAUGGAUGGAAAAGCAAAUGUGAAGUCCCUCAUGGCGAAAUUUAACACAGGAGGCAACCCGACAGAAGAGGUAUCAGUCAACAACCGACGCUUCAAAGUCCCAGGACAAAACUCACCAUCAGGAAUACAAGCAAAAAAGAACUUGUUCAACAACCAAGGUAAUGCCAUCCCUCCUGCAGGACCCAGCAACGUGCCUAAAUUUGGCUCCCCAAAGCCACCUUUGGGAGUGAAACCUUCUUCUGAGGAAAAGCCUGACAAGGAGCCCAAGCCCCCGUUUCUAAAGCCCACUGGGGUGGGCCAAAGAUUUGGAACACCAGCAAACCCGGUCACCAGAGACCCUGAGGUGAAAGUGGGAUUUCCGAAACCUAUAGGCCCCAAGCAAUUCAACUUGCCCAAAGAGGAUUCCAAACCUGUGUUUUCGCGGCCUCCUGUGAAUAAGCCACCACUUCAUGGUGUAAACCAAGACCAUGACUUAAAGCCACCGGGACUGAAAUCUGGGCCUAUUCCUCCAGCCUCGGAAAAUGAACAAAAGCAAGCAUUCCCAAAGCUGACCGGAGUGAAAGGCAAGUUUAUGUCAGCCUCACAAGAUCUUGACCCCAAGCCCCUCUUUCCCAAACCUGCCUUUGGCCAGAAGCCAUCCCUGAGUACUGAGAACUCCCAUGAAGACGAAAGCCCCACUAAGAAUAUGCCUCCACAGAAAGGACCCUCAGCCACCCUGGGAGCCAGGUCCAAAAGUGGCCCUUUAAAACCAGCGGGGGAAGACCCAGAAAAUAAAAACCAAGCAAGUGAUACAUCAAAUUCACCUUUUCCUGGAGUGGUUUUGAAACCUGUUUCAAGCAGAGGAGGCCCAGGCCUCUCCAAAAAUAGUGAAGAAAAAAAGGAAGAUAGGAAGAUAGAUGCUGCUAAGAACAUCUUCCUGAGCAAAAUGAUUCAGGAAGAGUCACCCUCAGGGGCUCCUCCUGCCAAGUUCCCUAAGGUCCCUUCUAAGCUGACAGUGGGGGAGCCAUGGGGCCAAAGUCAAGAAAAGGAAAAGGGAGACAAGAAUUCAGCGCCCCCAAAACGAAAGCCAUUGCCUCCCUUGUUUACCUUGGGUCCACCUCCACAGAAACCCAACAGACCACCAAAUGUUGACCUGACGAAAUUCCAAAAAGCCGCUUCUGGAAACAGUACCAACAAAGGCCAGACAUCAACAACUUCCCCGCCACCACCUCCUCCAUCCCAUCCCACCAGCCAACCACCAUUGCCAGCAUCUCACCCAACACAACCACCGGUCCCAAGUCUACCUCCCAGAAACAUUAAACCACCAUUGGACCUAAAAAGCCCUGUAAAUGAAGAAAAUCAAGAUGGUGUCGUGCACUCUGAUGGUACUGGAAAUCUAGAUGAGGUACAAGACAGUGAUGGAGAAACAUAUGAAGACAUAGAAGCAUCCAAAGAACGAGAGAAGAAAAAGGAAAAGGAGGGAAAGAAGAGACUAGAGCUGGAGAAAAAGGAACAAAAAGAGAAAGAAAAGAAAGAACAAGAAAUAAAGAAGAAAUUUAAACUAACAGGCCCUAUUCAAGUCAUCCAUCAAGCAAAAGCUUGCUGUGACGUCAAAGGAGGAAAGAAUGAACUAAGCUUCAAGCAAGGAGAGCCAAUUGAAAUAAUUCGCAUCACAGACAACCCCGAAGGAAAAUGGUUGGGCAGAACAGCAAGAGGGUCAUAUGGCUAUAUUAAAACAACUGCUGUAGAGAUUGACUACGAUUCUUUGAGAAGGAAAAAAUCCUCUCUCGGGCCUCUUUCAAGACCUAUUGAAGAUGACCAAGAAGUAUAUGAUGAUGUUGCAGAGCAGGAUAAUAUUAGCAGCCACAGUCAGAGUGGAAGUGGAGGGAUAUUUCCACCACCUCCAGAUGAUGAUAUUUAUGAUGGGAUUGAAGAGGAAGAUGCUGAUGAUGGCUCCACACUACAGGUUGAAGAGAAGAGUAACACAUGGUCCUGGGGGAUUUUGAAGAUGUUAAAGGGAAAAGAUGACAGAAAGAAAAGUAUACGAGAGAAAACUAAAGUCUCUGAGUCAGACAAUAAUGAAGGUUCAUCUUUCCCCUCUCCUCCUAAACAGUUGGACACAGGAGAUGAGGUUUACGAUGAUGUGGAUACCUCUGAUUUCCCUUCUCCAUCAGCAGAGAUGAGUCAAGGAAUCAAUACUGGCAAAACUAAGACAGAAGAAAAAGGCCCCAAGAAGCUAAAAAAGCAGGAAAAAGAAGAAAAAGACUUCAGAAAAAAAUUUAAAUAUGAUGGUGAAAUUAGAGUUCUAUAUUCAACCAAAGUCGCAGCCUCUUUAACUUCUAAAAAGUGGGGUACCAGAGAUCUACAGAUAAAACCUGGUGACUCACUUGAAGUUAUACAAAACACAGACGACACAAAAGUUCUUUGCAGAAAUGAAGAAGGAAAAUAUGGUUAUGUCCUUCGGAGUUAUCUGGUGGACAAUGAUGGAGAGAUCUAUGAUGAUAUUGCUGAUGGUUGCAUCUAUGACAAUGACUAGCACUCAGCUUUGGUCAUUCUUCUGUGUUCAUUGGGUGCCAGUAUGAAGUCUGAGUUUUAAUUGGCAUGUUAUUGGGUAUCAGAAAAUGAAUGUACAAAACUACUUAUUUGUUAUGAAACUUUAAUUAUCUCUGUAAAGUUUUGAAAUUUUGACAUAGAAAAUGAUCUGUCUGCUUAAUAUCUCAGAAGACUACAUGAAUGAGGUAUAAGAAUUAUUAAAUAUCCCAUUUCUGCUUUGGCUACAAUU
Carlito syrichta (Philippine tarsier) is the source of this 3008-nucleotide messenger RNA. It is a transcript of the gene FYB1, whose product is annotated as FYN binding protein 1. Gene Ontology annotation, molecular function: protein binding; lipid binding. The transcript has 19 exons. Bases 249 to 2762 code for a protein of 837 amino acids. Lineage: Eukaryota; Metazoa; Chordata; Mammalia; Primates; Tarsiidae. Gene Ontology annotation, cellular component: plasma membrane. Gene Ontology annotation, biological process: integrin-mediated signaling pathway; protein localization to plasma membrane; T cell receptor signaling pathway. The record is from RefSeq and is a predicted model, not a curated record.